This is a messenger RNA of Megalopta genalis, 4479 nucleotides long. It is a transcript of the gene dsh, whose product is annotated as Segment polarity protein dishevelled. Gene Ontology annotation, molecular function: frizzled binding. Lineage: Eukaryota; Metazoa; Arthropoda; Insecta; Hymenoptera; Halictidae. Gene Ontology annotation, cellular component: cytosol. Gene Ontology annotation, biological process: intracellular signal transduction; canonical Wnt signaling pathway. The record is from RefSeq and is a predicted model, not a curated record.
AUCUCCGUUCGCUUCGAAUUCUCGAGCGUACCGUCGAGUACAUCGGGCGAUCCGCCGCGAGUGUGUGUAAUGUCGGCGAGAAUGUUGACGUUUAAUUCAGCUCGUCGGUUGCACCGUGUACAACUCGCGUGGAACUGUCUCGAAUAAUGUCAACGGCUUCCUCGUAACUGGCUGCACGGGUUCUCGAUAAUGUUGCACGCGGCCGGACUCGCGUAAGCUCUAGAAACGGGCUACAUGAACGAACGGUCGUCGUACGCGCGAGGGCUUUGGCUCGAACUGUGACGCGCCAUAUUGGUUCAAGAGAAUUGUUUCAUAGUUAGUGGGGCCUUCGGUGCGAUCAGUUUUUUUUCCCCCCCGGUUCGCAAAUGCACGCGUAAUAACAGGAUUCCGAGACGAUGGAAGAGACGAAGAUCAUCUAUCACAUCGACGACGAGGAGACCCCGUACCUGGUCAAGCUCACCAUAUCACCGGAAAGGGUCACUCUGGCAGACUUCAAAAAUGUCUUGAAUCGGCCGAAUUACAAGUAUUUCUUCAAAUCGAUGGACGAUGAUUUCGGUGUUGUGAAAGAAGAAAUUGUUGAUGAUGAUGCUCAUCUUCCCUGUUUCAAUGGACGGGUUGUUUCCUGGUUGGUGUCUGCCGAGGGCAGCAAUGUCUCAGAUGGUGCAUCACAGUGCACAGAUUCAGUGGCACACAGCGAGGCAAAGCAUGAUCGUGUUGAUCAUGUGACACCUGGUCAUACAAAUCGUGGCCCACCGCCACUUUCUCACGACGACACUCUAACUGAAACUGAAAGUAUUAUAAGUAGUCGGCAGGGGCAUCAUUUACAUAAAAGUUCAAGACAUCAUUCAGACAAGUACAUUGACAAAUACAAAAACAAGUACAAUGGACUUCGUAUAAAUGGUCAUUCAAAACACAGAUCAGGCCAUGGUUAUGAGACUGCUUCUAUUUUAAGUUCAGAUUUAGAGACAACCACAUUUUUAGAGUCAGAUGACGAUGCAAGUAGCCGUAUAACAUCGACCACAGGCAGACACACUAAUAUGAGUAGUACAGUCGACAGAGCUACCUUAGAUCGACGUAGACCACAAAGAAGACGGCGUCACAGAUUACUGCCUAUGUCGAGAACAUCAUCGUUUAGCAGUAUCACAGACAGCACAAUGUCCUUAAAUAUUAUAACGGUUUCAUUAAAUAUGGAUACUGUAAACUUCCUUGGGAUUAGUAUUGUUGGUCAAAGUAACAAGGGUGGUGAUGGGGGUAUCUAUGUUGGUUCCAUAAUGAAAGGGGGAGCUGUUGCUUUAGAUGGUCGAAUAGAACCUGGAGACAUGAUUCUUCAAGUAAACGAUAUUAACUUCGAAAAUAUGUCUAACGACGAAGCAGUUAGAGUACUGCGCGAAGUGGUUCAAAAACCAGGACCAAUCAAACUAGUAGUAGCUAAGUGUUGGGAUCCUAAUCCAAAAGGAUACUUCACAAUACCACGCACAGAGCCUGUACGACCUAUAGAUCCUGGUGCUUGGGUGGCUCACACAGCUGCCAUCAGGGGUGAAGGUUUUCCUCCGCGUCCUCCAAGUGCUACAACUUUGACAUCAACAUCAAGCAGUCUUGCAAGUACUCUACCAGACACAGAAAGACCACUAGAAGAGCUUCACCUUACAGUCAAUACUGAUAUGCCAACAGUAGUAAGAGCAAUGGCUCGACCUGACUCAGGGUUAGAAAUUCGUGAACGUAUGUGGCUUAAAAUAACAAUACCAAAUGCAUUUAUUGGCGCAGACGUGGUGGACUGGCUUAACACCCACGUGGAAGGUUUCAUUGAUCGUCGCGAUGCCAGAAAAUACGCAUCUCUAAUGCUGAAAGCUGGCUUUAUUAGGCAUACAGUGAACAAGAUAACAUUCUCUGAACAAUGUUAUUACAUAUUCGGCGACUUGUGUUCAGCCAUGAGCAGCAUGAAAUUAGACUGCGAUACUGUUGGACCAUUACCUCCACCAAAUGCCUGGGACAUGCCUUAUUCAGGAACAUAUGCACCUCAUUCUGCAACUGGUUAUAGUCCAAUGCCAUUUAAUUUCACUAAUGAACCAACUGUGUAUGGUUAUCAUCGAGAAGAAAGUGUUCACAGUGGCUCAGGAGGUAGUAGCGCAGGUAGCGAACACAUUUGCAAAGAACCAAUCCACGACUUAAAGUCUUGCUCUUCGGCAUCCGAAUCCGAAUUGCAUAUCCCAUCGGUGCCAACUAUGCCGAGUAAGAAUUCUGGCAAUGGAAACGGUUCGAAUGGGAAACGAUCAAAUGAUAGUCGCAGUCGUUCCAGUGGUUCUGAACAGUCUGUGCAGACAGGAACUGGUUCAGGGAAUCAACAGAACCAGCAAGACUUAUCUGAACUGCGUAUGCACGAGGAGAGUCACACACAGACUAGCGAUUUGGACAACAAUAGCAGAGACAAUAUCUAUGAAGAGGACAUUUUGGAGUACCAGUUUCUGCAUAAGUGAAGAUAUAUUUGUUAAACGAAAUACGUAUACGUAAUACGGUGGUAAUAGGAGUUGAACAGGAGCUCUAAGGUAUAUAUAUAUAUACAUAUAUGAUUCCGCUUGAUUUGGGGAUCGGGCGGAUGGAAGUAGCAUACGCGAAACAUAUAUUUAUAUAUUUAAUAGGCCAAUUUUGAUAAAACGUCAUAGAAGGUAAAGGAAUCUAAACUCUCGUAUAAUUUGUAAUGGCUAUACAUAAUAGGAUAUAAGGCCAUCGAAUUUCAUGUGGUAUUUAAUAUCACUCCGAGAAUGUCUAUGUAUAAAUAAUUAUAUAUAUACGCAAUCCGCAUAAAAUUAAAAAGUAAAAAGCAGAAAAGAGGGGACGGAGAAGACGGUUUCCCGAAGAUGCCGUGAAGCGUGCUCUCAGCUACGCAGCAACGAAAUUCUUGUAACCGAACAACCGUCGGCCCUCACGCUACCAGAAUUAAUUAUGUAGUAUGAAGCAUAACACUUUGUACGAUCAACCAAGAAAACAUAAACACCAAUCGAGCUUUCUCGUAAUAUCUAAAACGGACUUUUUGUAUAAAGACUUUUUGAAACGCACGAUUUUUAAAUAUCACCGACACUACGAAACGACGAAAGGAAUCUUUGUUCGACGAUCGACGAAUUCUUCCCGUCGAUCGAAUCCACGGUUCAAUCUGCUUUAUACUAAAUAAUUGAUCACGCGCCGUACAAGUACGAUUUUAUUUUUACUACUCGUUAACACUCAAUUACUCGAUACGAAUGGCAAUACGUAAAUAAAUUGUAAAGAUAAGAUUGUACAAUUUGAUGAAACUUUCUACUCCGGCAUCGUGCAUGAUUUGACACCUUAUUCCGGUAUCCGAGCGCCUGGUUACCUGGUGGCUACGUAUCAAGAGUUGCGUUCCUUUCUCUCGGUUCUUCCUUGGAAUUUUACGAUGCCGAUUAAAACGUGAUAUUAUUUAAAAAAAAAAGCAUUAUAUUAAUUAUUCGAACACUCAUACGCACAAAGCUAAUGCAGUUAUUAAUAUUAAAACUCGACAGUUGAUUUAAUUUAAAUCGCCGAAUGAGACUAAAAUGAUUCAAAGAAUAAAUAAUAUAUGUGUUCAUUUAUUCAGACUGAAAUAUCAUUUUACUCUUGAUUCAUAGAACACCUCCAAGAAGACCCCCCAAUACCUGUCAACUAAUUAAGUCCGCCGUUUCCAAACAAAACCAGAAAAACGAUAUGUUUAGUCAGAUGGUUCACGGAUACCCGAAUAUUCGAAGUAUCAAAAGCCGAUUGCGGGGGGCGUGUGUGUGUGUCUCUCGGUAGCCGAUCGAGACAUCGACCAGUCAAUACGAAUCGAAGGAAAGUUUUAUUGAUUGAAGCGCACUUUUAAGCUGCCUCGACUGAAGUAUUUUAAUGUCAUUAUAGAGUACCAUAGUACAAGGCGACGAGGAUGAUAGUCGAUCGAUAUCGCAUCUACGACCGAUAAACAUGUUUCUUUCUUGUAUUUUCUACCCCGGCGAGAGACUUUUUUUAUUCGAGUACCCUGUACCCGCGACGUUCAACAAUUGUUCUAUUUAUUACCGUAAGCAAGGCUGCAGAAUUUGUAUAAAACGGAAUGAAACUAAGGCGAGAAAGAAAGAAAGAGAGAGAGAGAGAAAGUGAAAAAGAGGAAUGGACAAAAAAAGGAAGGAGAAGAGAAACGGAUAAAACGACGAACGAUUUUUCGCGUGUGCGUCGGUGGAGAUCCGCGAGGACAGGUGUGCUAGGCUGAAUGUUGACGAAUUUUUACUUUACGAGCAUUCUUACAGAGGUGAGAACGUUUCUAAUCCAUAGUAUGUAUGAUGUACGUUGGAUGCGACGAAUGAUCGCGACAAGGCUCACACGAUUCCGCGAGAGAGAAAGAGAGUAGGAGAGGUGCGACGACAUAAGUUAUAAAACGACGAAAAGAAUUUCAAUACAUGUAGUAGUGUGUGGAUAUACAGGGAAAUAGAUUGUAAAGAUUUUUAUGACUGUCUGAAAUUA